AUGCCUCAGUCUAUUGCACCCAUUCCAGUUGCUGUUGAUACAUUUCUAAGUACCUCUGGAGAUGGAGCGAAAUUCCCCGGUGACUUUGAUGCUCCUGCUGAAAUUCAGGCUUUGAUUGAUAAUUCAAUGUCGAAAGCCAUGACUAAGGUCCUGAUGUCUGCUAUGGGGGUAAUGUCUGACUCCCUGUCACAGACAUUUGCACAGGCCCUACAACAGACACAGAGAACGGCUCAGCCGACCAUUACUCAGGCAUUGCCUUUAAAGACAGCUGCGCAGCCUCAUUCUGGCCGCAAAGCUCUCACUAAGACUAAACACUCCUCAAUGUCUAAGAUGGACAGCAUUACUUCUGUUACAGAUGGUGUGACUAUUCUGCCACCACGCGAAAGAACCACUAACUGGGCAAAAUCGACUAGAUUAUGGAAGAGGGCAAAAGCCAAAUUAGAUUCUGAGUCAGAUCUCAGUGAUAUUGAGGAGGAGUCCUAUAUGGACGAUUCAGAAGAUCCACCGGAUCCUGGUUCUGACUAUGGAAUCGAUGAAUCUGACCCUUCCCAGGACACUAUUAUUGGUGUAGUCUACUAUAAUUGA
Pelobates cultripes (western spadefoot toad) is the source of this 585-nucleotide messenger RNA. The record is from the annotation of a GenBank genome assembly. NCBI's taxonomy places the organism in Eukaryota, Metazoa, Chordata, Amphibia, Anura, Pelobatidae.